Messenger RNA from Ochotona princeps (American pika), 2744 nucleotides. RefSeq names its product protein phosphatase, Mg2+/Mn2+ dependent 1F (gene PPM1F). The record is from RefSeq and is a predicted model, not a curated record. Bases 192 to 1526 code for a protein of 444 amino acids. Gene Ontology annotation, molecular function: cation binding; protein serine/threonine phosphatase activity. Gene Ontology annotation, biological process: negative regulation of protein kinase activity; protein dephosphorylation. Lineage: Eukaryota; Metazoa; Chordata; Mammalia; Lagomorpha; Ochotonidae. Gene Ontology annotation, cellular component: cytosol. The transcript has 8 exons.
CCCGACUGCGCCUGCGCGGCGCCCGUGGCGGCCGGGGACGGGAAGUGGGCAGGGCCGGCGGGGCGCGGGGCGCCGAGUGCGGAGCUGCAGGUGAGGCCCGCGGGGGACGCGGAGAGCCAAGACUGACUGGAGGGGAGAUCCUCUGGCCCCAGGCCCUGGCUGCAAGCCCCGUAGCCCGGGAUGCUCUGGCCAUGGCCUCUGGAGCCCCGCAGAGAAGCAGUCCGCUGGCCUGCAGCACAGAGGAGAUCCCCGGCUUCCUGGACCAGCUCCUUCGUGACUUCCCCACCCCGUUGAGCCCCGAGAGCCCUUUGCCAUGGAAGGUCCCGGGGACGACGCUGAGCCAGGAGGAGGUGGAGGGUGAGCUGGCGGAGCUGGCGCUGAGCUUUCUAGUCAGCAGGAAUGCUCCACUGUCACUUGCUGCAUCCCUGACCCACGAGGCGCUUGCCCAGUUUCUUCAGACAGACCUUUCUGAAUUUCAGAAGUUGCCCAGAAAGCAAGAGGAAGAGGAGGAGGAGGAGGAGGAAGAAGAGCAGGAGAAGGCUCCUGUGACCUUGCUAGAUGCCAAAGGGCUGGCCCGAAGCUUCUUCAACACGCUCUGGGCAGUCUGCAGCCAGUGGCAGAAGCAGGUGCCACCAACUGCCCGGCUGCCACAGCGUCAAUGGCUGGUCUCCAUCCACGCCAUCCGUAAUACUCGCCGCAAGAUGGAGGACCGGCACGUGUCCCUUCCUGCCUUCAACCAGCUCUUUGGUUUAUCGAAUACUGUGGAGCGUGCCUACUUCGCCGUGUUUGAUGGACAUGGUGGCGUGGAUGCUGCGAGGUACGCUGCCGUCCACGUGCACGCCAAUGCUGCCCGCCGCCAGGAGCUGUCCACAGACCCAGCCAGAGCCUUGCGGGAAGCCUUCCGCUGCACCGAUGAGAUGUUUCUCUGGAAAGCUAAGCGAGAGCGGCUACAGAGCGGCUCCACAGGCGUGUGCGCACUCAUCGCGGGCACGACGCUGCAUGUGGCCUGGCUUGGGGACUCCCAGGUGCUCCUGGUGCAGCAAGGGCAAGUGGUGAAGCUGAUGGAGCCACAUAAGCCCGAGCGAGAGGACGAGAGGACACGCAUCGAAGCGCUGGGUGGCUUCGUGUCACACAUGGACUGCUGGAGAGUCAAUGGGACUCUGGCUGUCUCCAGAGCUAUCGGGGAUGUCUUCCAGAAGCCCUAUGUGUCUGGAGAGGCAGACGCAGCCUCCCGGGAGCUGACGGGCUCCGAGGACUACCUGGUGCUCGCCUGCGAUGGCUUCUUCGACGUCGUGCCCCACCAGGAAGUCGCUGGCCUCGUCCAGAGCCACUUGGUCAGGCAACAGGGCAGCGGGCUGCAUGUGGCCGAGGAGCUGGUAGCUGCUGCCCGGGAUCGGGGCUCCCAUGACAACAUCACGGUCAUGGUGGUCUUCCUCAGGGACCCCCUUAAGCUGCUGGAGGGUGUGGCCGCUCAGGCAGACGGAAGCCAGGACUCACCCGAGCCCAGCACACUACAGAGAAGCUAGGUGAUGUGUGCCCCCACCCCGCUGGCCCGCCACCCUCCCCGACCCUUGUGAUUGUCCCCCGCCCCCACCCCAGAGGCCUUAGGAACCCACAGGUGGCAUUGAACAGGAGCUGCCCGCCUGCAGUGUUCUUCCCACCCCCUGCACUUGGGAUUUUUGCUUCAGCCUGUGCUGGUGGCAGGCAGUUGGAGGCAGCCCAGGAAGCUGACCACCUCCGCGGGCCCAGCUCCCCCAGGUGGGACUAGAGGCCAUGCCUAGGCAGUUGGCAGCAGCCAGACCACAGGUGGGUGUGGCACUGGAACCCUAGGGUCAGGCUGGAGUGGGGGUGGAGGGAUGCGGGACUGUGGCUACUGCUGGGGAGGGGCUCGUCUGAGCUGUGCCAGCGGGUCCUGGGUGGCCAUGCCAGCUCCCCCAAGAGGGGAGAACAGCGAGCAGCUUCCAGUGGAGAGAAGGCGUGCUGGGUGGAGCUGCAGUGGCCAAGCCACCUGCUUGCUCCACAGCCGCCCAUGAGGUGCCAGGCCUUCCUGGGGAGCAUGAAGCUGGAAACCUACAAAGAUAUUAUGUCUUUGGUUUGGGUUUCUUUUUUUUUUUCUCUCUCUCUUCCCCUCUCCAGGGAAGCAUCUCAUUUAGAAGCAGUAUUUCAGAUUUCAUCCAUAUUUUCUCAGUGCCAACGUUACCCUGUUGUGUCAUAUAAUUUAAGCAGAGUUUUUAGCUUUUAUUUUUAUUCCUUAGAAAACUGAAGUAUGGACUUUAAAAAAAAAUGUUUUCGGCAGUAUUAUUGAAUGGUUCAGGAUUGACACAGACUUUUUCCAGGUGGUGUUAACAAGCCACUCAAGUGCCUUACACAGCCUCAAGGGGACUGGCACAGCUGCCGCUGUGGGCACAGUCCCUUCUGCAGCAGGAUUUGUGUCAAUAGGGGGGCCUGGUUUGGGCUAGAGACCUUUCUGGAAGAGGUGUCUCUUUGUCAGGAGCCUUGUGAAGAGGAGUGACAGGCACCAUGAGGCCAUGGCCUCUGCUCACCCAUCCAGGGGACCCGGCUGCUGUGAGUCAGGAGGGUCCCAGAGUGGCUUGUGUGUUUGUAGUCCCGCUGGCAUCAUUAAUUCAAGAAGCCCUGGCAAGCCCAGCAGCAGCCUGCCUCAGUUGGUCAGGAAGUGUCAAGGGGACAGAUGAUACUCCUGCUCCUCCCCCUGGUAGCUGGCAGAGGCCACCCCUGCCCUUCCC